Closterium sp. Yama58-4 is the source of this 912-nucleotide messenger RNA. Lineage: Eukaryota; Viridiplantae; Streptophyta; Zygnematophyceae; Desmidiales; Closteriaceae. The record is from the annotation of a GenBank genome assembly.
AUGGGCGGCAUGGGCGGCAUGGGCGUGGGCAUGGGCAUGGGCAUGGGCAUGGGGGCGGCGGGGCCGAGGGGCGGCGAGAGUGUGCAGAUGGCGGUGAGGCUGACGCUGAGGGAGGCAGUGGACGGCUGCUCGCGCCACCUCUCCUUCUCUGCUCCCGUGCGCUGCUCCUCCUGCAGUGGAUCAGGCAUGCCCAAGGGGUACCAGCCCACCCCGUGCAAGGCGUGCAAGGGCCAAGGCAUGGAGAUGCGGCGGAUGGGGGCGUCAGUGGUGAUGCAGACGUGCUCCUCCUGUGGCGGCCAGGGCGUCUUCGUCAAGGAGUGGUGCAAGACAUGUCAUGGGGAGGGCACAGUGAAGGAGAGGCGGGAAGUGGAUGUCUCCAUACCAGCAGGGGUGGACUCGGGAGUGACCUUGAGGGUGCCGGGGCAGGGAGGCGCAGGGGGGAAAGGGGCGCCACCUGGGGACCUGCUGCUGAACAUUCAGGUGGAGGAGGACGCGGUGUUCAAGAGGGACGGCAACGACAUCCACGUCGACCUGCACGUCUCCUUCCCCCAGGCGUGUCUGGGAGCAUCAGUGCCGGUGCCAACACUCUCAGGGGAGGUCAUCCUUAAGAUCAAGCCAGGCACACAGCCAGGCCAGGUGCUCCAGCUGCGCGAUAAAGGAGUGCGAUCGGCCACGAGUCGCCGAGUGGGGAGUCAGUUUGUGCACGUCAAUGUUGCCGUGCCCACGGAGCUGACGGCACGACAGAGGAAGCUGCUGGAGGAGUGGGAGAAGGAGGAUGGGGGGGCGCAGGGAGAGCAGCAUGGCAAGGAGGAUGCGGAUGGUGGGGCAGCGGGGGAGACCAGUGGAGGGGACAAGAAAGAGGACGGGGAGGGAGGCAAGGAGAAGAAGAAGCGAGCCUGGGGUCUUUGGUAG